This is a messenger RNA of Sclerotinia borealis F-4128, 1092 nucleotides long. The record is from the annotation of a GenBank genome assembly. NCBI's taxonomy places the organism in Eukaryota, Fungi, Ascomycota, Leotiomycetes, Helotiales, Sclerotiniaceae.
AUGCCAAUCAUGCCACCCAUGGAUCCUAUUUCUCGACCAUCUUCGACGUCAACUGUGAACUCAUCUCUAUUACACCAUAGCGCAUCUCUGCCACAGCUACCUGGUCUAUCAGCACUUGCUUCAAUAGCUUCGGGUACAAAUUCACCACAAUUGAGAGCAUUCAAUGUUGGACAAAAUGGAAAUAUGGGGUACGCGACAUCAUCGCCAUCUGCUACUUCUGGAGGAGGUCAAAACAAUUCACCUCCUACCUGUCAGAACUGUCAGACCUCAACAACUCCUUUAUGGCGAAGAGAUGAGAUAGGAUCCGUUUUAUGCAAUGCCUGUGGGCUCUUCUUAAAGCUGCACGGGAGACCUCGGCCGAUAAGCCUCAAGACAGAUGUUAUCAAGAGUCGAAAUCGCGUUAAGAGUUCCGGUACUGCACAAAGUGCAAAGAAAAAGAUUCUCUAUGAAGCUAAUGGUCUCGACCAAGCGCGAUCGCAAGCUGGCACACCACCACCCGGUUCUCUUGGACAUAGAAGAACAUCAGGAAAGUCUGCCAAUGGUCAUUCGGAUGGAUCAAACUCCCCUAUUUCUAGAACUGCGACUCCUUCGAUGUAUGGUAAUCAUUUGCCCGCAUUCAACAGUCAUGGGUUAGAAGAACAUCAUUACAAUCAUUCCCCCUCUCUCCCGCCAAUGCAUAUUCGACAACCUUCUCCUGGCGAUAUACGAUCUGCAUCCCCUUCUAUGAAUGGCCCGCAUGGUCUCGAAGUACCCCAGACAUACGAACAACUUAUCGCUCAAAAUUCAUCUUUGAAGACUCGUGUUAGUGAGCUCGAAGUUAUAAAUGAGCUCUUUCGUGGUCGAGUCACCCAACUUGAACAAGAUGAAGCCAAUGCCCGUCGAGGAGAGGAGAUGCGUCGAGAAUCAGAACACAACCUCCUGAGUCGACUCGAGGAAUCUCAACGCCGAGAGAAUCAAUUAAAACGUCGCUUGGAUGAUGUUGAGCGUGAACUCAACGAAUUGCGUGACGGGGCACCCCGCGCUAAGAAAAUGCGUGUCGCAGACAUGGUUGGGGACAGCGAAUCGUCAACUCCACAAUCAGUCACUUCAUAG